This is a messenger RNA of Lacerta agilis (Sand lizard), 1026 nucleotides long. RefSeq names its product phenylethanolamine N-methyltransferase (gene PNMT). The record is from RefSeq and is a predicted model, not a curated record. NCBI's taxonomy places the organism in Eukaryota, Metazoa, Chordata, Lepidosauria, Squamata, Lacertidae. Gene Ontology annotation, cellular component: cytosol. Gene Ontology annotation, molecular function: phenylethanolamine N-methyltransferase activity. The transcript is spliced from 3 exons. Bases 67 to 867 code for a protein of 266 amino acids.
GGGCUAUAAAGCCGCUCACCCAGAGCCGGUUGCGUGAGCCGGACACAGCCAAGCAUUUCCCCAGCCAUGAGCGCCAAUGGUGUCGCGGCUGUGGCCGAAAGCUACCAGAAGUUCAACCCUCGGGCCUACCUGCAAAACAACUACAUGCCACCCCGUGCCAACUUCGCUAGCGAAGAGUUUGCAGUGCCCUGGAAACUUCGCUGCCUGGCAGAUGCCUUUGCCACAGGGGAAAUCUGCGGCCGUACCCUUAUUGAUAUUGGCACAGGCCCCACCAUUUAUCAGCUCCUCAGUGCCUGCGACUACUUUGAGGAGAUAGUGGCCACAGACUACCUGGAAGUGAAUCGGGCCGAGAUACAGAACUGGGUGCUCGGUGAAGACUCCAGCUGCUUUGACUGGUCCCCUUACAUCCAGUAUACUUGUAAGAUUGAAGGCAAUGGGGAACCGUGGAAGGAAAAAGAGCAAAAGCUGAAGAAGAAACUCAGAAGGAUCCUUCCCAUCGAUGUCCACCAGGCCAAACCUCUAGGUUCCUCCCUCAGCCAACCAGCCGAUGCUUUGGUCUCCGCAUUCUGCCUGGAAGCCGUGAGCCCCGACCGGCCGAGUUUCGACCAGGCCCUGCGGAACGUCACGACGCUUCUCAAGCCCGGUGGCCACUUCCUCAUGAUCGGGGCUUUGGACGAGUCCUUCUAUUUGGCUGGAGAAGCCAAGCUGUCCGUGGUGCCCGUCAGCGAGGCAGAUGUCAAGGAAUCCUUCGCCAAGAGCGGCUAUCGCACCCGCAGCUUCCGCUCCUACGUCAUGCCGCCGAGCCUGAAGAUUGGCGUGGAUGACGUGCAAGGGAUCUUCUUCAUCCAUGCGCAGAAAACAGCCUGAUCCCAGCUCGCCUAGCAGAAACACACACACAAGGCCCUUGCCCCCUAAAACCCAGCUUAUUGCAUGCUGCCCCUGUUCUCUUCUGUAUUGCUGCUCCUGUGCUGAUAGCUGGUCCUCCUGUUCUGUGGGUGCAAAUAAGUGUGUGUUCACGUCCACACC